Messenger RNA from Malassezia japonica, 1245 nucleotides. RefSeq lists its product as uncharacterized. Gene Ontology annotation, molecular function: GTPase activator activity. NCBI's taxonomy places the organism in Eukaryota, Fungi, Basidiomycota, Malasseziomycetes, Malasseziales, Malasseziaceae. The record is from RefSeq and is a predicted model, not a curated record. The transcript has a single exon. Gene Ontology annotation, biological process: activation of GTPase activity. The coding region runs from base 1 to 1245 and encodes 414 amino acids.
AUGGCGCAGGGUGCAGACGCGGCACCGACGCCGGCCUUUUGCUCGCUGCGCUGGAGGGUAUACUGGGGCGACCUUCCGAGCCAUACGCCGAGCACAUGGAGCGCCCAAGCGGCGGCGCAGCGACGUGCGUACCGCCAUCUAUGCGCGACGUUCCGCAAGCGUCUCGAGGCGCCUGUGCCGAAUGAGCCGCUGGAUCCUUUGCAGAGCGGCGCGAAAAACGUGUGGCAGGAGCAGCAUGCUGCGCGGCAGAACCAGGAGCAGAUCGAGCUCGACGUGCAGCGCCUCGAGAUGGACGACGCGCCGCGCCGCGCCCUCGCGCAGCUCCUGUACGUGUGGGCGUGCGUGCACGCGGACCUCGGCUACCGCCAAGGGAUGCACGAGCUUGCGGCAUUUCUGUGGAAGGUGCGCGCGGACGACGCACAGCGCGCACAGCGCGACGCGCGCUCCGCCGGGACCUAUCCGCCAGCCGUCGCCGAGGCGCGUGCGGGCAACCAGCUGCCCACGUCGCUGAGCCAAGACGACGUGCAGCUCCUGCUCGCCCCCGACGAGGUCGAGGCCGAUACUUUUUUUCUCGUGAGCAGCCUGCUGCACCGCCUGCGCCCGUACUUUGGCGCAGAGCGCACCGGGACACCGGCGCUGCUCAAGGCGCUGCUGCACCGCGUCGACCCAGCGCUCGCGCAGCACCUCGCGACGCUGCAGCUCGACUGGCAGCCGAUCCUCCUGCGCUGGCACCGCCUGCUCUACCUGCACGAGUUUUCCGCGGACGAGAUUUUGCGGUUAUGGGACGCGCUGCUGUACGCCGAUCCUGCGCUGGAGCUGGUGCAGUACGUGUCGGUAGCCAUGGUCCUGCGGCAGCGCGACGUGCUCUUAUCUGCGGACUAUGGCGUGGCAAUGCAGGCGUUGAUGCACUAUGCCGAGGCGCACACCUCGUCCGCGCGCCUCGUCGACCAGGCCGAGGCGAUGCACGCCGCACCGACGCCGGCGACCGGCGCGUCGAUCGCGAGCGAAAACCGGACCGAGCCGCUGCCCGAGGCGAGCGUCGCAGCAAAAGCGCGCGACCGCCUGUACGAGCUGACCGAGAGCGGCGCGGCGCGCCUCGCGCACCUCGCCGCCUUUCAGCGGCGCGAGGCCAGCGCCCCUGCGUGGAGUCCACGCGCCGAGGACCGCCUGCGCAGCGAGCAGCGCGACAAAGAUACCCAGCGCCGGCGUGCGAUGCUUUCCCUAGACGACGAUAAGGCUCCUUAG